CCUUGGUAGUUUAUGUUGGAGAGUGAGAAGGAAGAAUGAUCCAACCAAUCCACACCAAGUGAAAGUAGCAGACAGACACAGAUACCAUGUAUUGCUUAUCCUGCCUUUCCAUAACCAAACCUCUGGUUCUUGCCUCUCUCCCCACCAAUGGCUCUCCUCCUCCUCCUCUUCCUCCUAUCCAAACCAAUCCCACUAAACCUCCCAUGCACACAACAAAACCCACAACGUCUCUACCCAAAAAGAAGCAGCAGCAGCAGCAGAACAAACGACAACGGCCCUCCAUCGCCGAAAUAGAAAGAGCUAUCGGUGCUGGAAGGUACCGCGACAUUGAUGCCAGUGAAUUAAAGGAAGAAGAAGUGGCCAACUUCGACUUCAUCUCGAUGAGUUUUACUGGCAUGUUUGAAGGGCCGGUGGAGAAGAAGCUCCGUGAGACGGGAGAGUGGCUAACCACUUCCACCGAGAGCAGGUUUCGUGCCUCUGGGAAAAAGAUCCUCAUGUUUAUAUUUCAAUGGAUGCUACCAAUUUGGACUUUGUCUCUGCUCAUGACCUCUGGGGUUAUCAAGCUACCGUUCAGCACCCCAUUUCUGGAUGAUCUGGUUAUGUGAACAUGUCAGUUGGAUUUCAUCUCCAAUUUCAUAUCUCCUCACAGAGGUUAAAGGUAAUCCACUGUACAACGUAAUCCUAACUUGAAAUUCUUACACAGCAAGAUCACUGAUUCUGAAUGGCUUCUCCAGUAAGUGAAAAGUGGCUCCAUCAAUUGCCUAAACAAUGUACACUUCUUGCUUUACAACUUCGAAAUGUGGAUUUUGACAUAUUUGGAGUUACUUCCAUCUUAUGAUAUUCAAUAUAAGUCAUGCAUUUCCAUGUAUA
Alnus glutinosa is the source of this 870-nucleotide messenger RNA. RefSeq names its product probable NAD(P)H dehydrogenase subunit CRR3, chloroplastic. Lineage: Eukaryota; Viridiplantae; Streptophyta; Magnoliopsida; Fagales; Betulaceae. The transcript is spliced from 3 exons. Gene Ontology annotation, cellular component: NAD(P)H dehydrogenase complex (plastoquinone); chloroplast thylakoid membrane. Bases 87 to 605 code for a protein of 172 amino acids. Gene Ontology annotation, biological process: photosynthetic electron transport in photosystem I. The record is from RefSeq and is a predicted model, not a curated record.